AUGUCCUUUGACUUGAGCCAACUCGUCAACCUUCGUCAUAUCCCCUCAUCCUCCAUUCAACCCCCACAGGGCUUCAGCCCCCUCAGCAUAUCCCUCACAGAGGACCCGGCUGCUCUCACCGUCCCUCUCAGCAUCUCCCUCACAGAGGACCCGGCUGCUCUCACCGUGUAUGUGGCGGACGUGUGGAGCAGCCCUCCCUCCUCUGGUGGGUGGCUGGGCGGAGUGGCGAUGACAGAAGCAGAGCUGCAGCAGGCGCUGGCACAGUUGCCGCCUCCCCUGGUUCCCACCUUCCUCAAGGCGUACACUGUUGGGUAUCAGGUCUUCUAUGCAUACAUUGCCCGGGCUACAUCCUCCUCGCCACCCCGCUCCACCCUCACGACUGACGUCAGUCGCAGUGCUUUUGAGCUGCUCGCUCGCUCCCUGAAACAGCCGCCUCUCCUCGUGUCUUCGUACGGGCCGUUGGAUGGGGGUGCCCAGGAAAGUGAUGCUCCUGGGUCCGGGGAAAGGUAUGCUGUGCUGUGGCAGACAGAUGGGCUGGGGAUAGAGGAAAGAGCAGGAGAGAGUGCUGGGCUGGCUUACUGA
This is a messenger RNA of Closterium sp. Yama58-4, 582 nucleotides long. The record is from the annotation of a GenBank genome assembly. NCBI's taxonomy places the organism in Eukaryota, Viridiplantae, Streptophyta, Zygnematophyceae, Desmidiales, Closteriaceae.